Molecule: messenger RNA, 1214 nt
Organism: Eutrema salsugineum
Lineage: Eukaryota; Viridiplantae; Streptophyta; Magnoliopsida; Brassicales; Brassicaceae
Exons: 1
Coding region: 194-1093 (299 amino acids)
Source: RefSeq, a predicted model, not a curated record
UUCGCUUCUCUUCGAAUAUUCGGAGCCCCAACUCAUCUCUCUCUUCACGCAUUUUUCGUUCUCAAAAAGAAAGUUCUCUCCUUUUAUAAAAACCCGUCUCCUCCUUCUCCUCUCUCUCUUCUACAAACCAACCUUAAGGUUCUUUACACAUUCGAAGGUUUAGCUAGCGAAUAAUUAAAAUAGUGAGAAAGUAAUGGGUUUUUCGAGAGCAAAACGUGUCACCGAUCCACUCGCCGACGAGGUUAGGGCCCGUCUCGUCGGAUGCAGUUUCAGCAGCGGCAGCGAGCAUACCGGAUACGGAAUCGAAGACGACGACGAUGAUUCCCCAUGUCUUUCUGAUCUGGUCCAGGGCUUCUUGGAAGACGAAGUUGAGACUGUUAAAGACGAGCCACGCUGGUGCGAUCACGACUCGGGAUCCGACUCAGAUUCUGACUCGGAACGAGUCGAGCUCCCUGAUUUCGCCGACGAUAUAGCGAAACAUCUGAGGAACUCUCUCAGGGAAGAUUCCUACGGAAGAACGGUGUUGCUCCACGUGGCGAGAGCGAUGGAAAUGCUGUCGUCUCCGGGAUCUGAUCACGAACAUCGUGCCGUUUUGCGACGUAAGCUCAUGUCUCUUCUUAGAGAGCUCGGACACAAUGCGGCCAUCUGCAAAACCAAGUGGAAAUCCUCCGGCGGUCUUACCGCCGGUAACCACGAAUUUAUCGACGUCGUGCACUCACCCGCCGCCGCCACGUCAUCUCAGACCGUCCGUUACAUCGUCGAUUUUGAUUUCGCGUCGCAUUUCAAGAUCGCAAGACCGACGGCACAGUACGCGCGUGUGCUUCAGUCGCUUCCGGCGAUUUUCGUCGGGCGAGGGGAAGAUCUGAAAAGGAUCCUGCGGCUCGUGUGCGACGCGGCGAGGAUGUCGCUUAAGAGUCGUGAUCUCACGCUUCCGCCGUGGAGAAAAAACCGUUAUAUGCAGACUCGGUGGCUUGGUCCUUACAAACGCUCCGUCAAUUUAACGCCGUCAUCUCCCGCCGUUAACACCGUCAUGUGUCGUUCCAUCGGUUUUGAUAACGCCGUCGGUGGCCGUCUAUUUGUGCGGACUCGAUAAAUUUUAAAGGAUAAACACGUGUCGCUUUUUAACUUGAAAUUUUCCUAGAGAAUAAUAAUUCAUUAUUUAGAAAUUCUCGUAUGGAGUUAUUAAAAAAAACAAAAAAUAUAUAAAAGACAAA